Molecule: messenger RNA, 2964 nt
Organism: Meriones unguiculatus (Mongolian gerbil)
Lineage: Eukaryota; Metazoa; Chordata; Mammalia; Rodentia; Muridae
Gene: Ckap4
Product: cytoskeleton associated protein 4
Exons: 2
Coding region: 144-1868 (574 amino acids)
Cellular component (GO): rough endoplasmic reticulum
Source: RefSeq, a predicted model, not a curated record
CCGGCCUCCUCCUCCGGCGCCCCGCGCUCCCGGCCGCUCCGACGCCGCCGCGCCCGCGUGCCGCCCGCGUAGCCCCGCGGGAGCCCGAGCCAGCGUCCCGGGCCGCGCGCCCCGCUCCCCCAUCCCGCCGCGCCGCCGCCGCCAUGCCCUCGGCCAAACAAAGGGGCUCCAAGGGCGGCCACGGCGCCGCGAGCCCCUCGGACAAGGGCGCCCACCCGUCGGGCGGCGCGGAUGACGUGGCGAAGAAGCCGCCGCCGGCGCCGCAGCAGCCGCAGCCGCCGGCGCCGCAUCCGCCCCAGCACCCGCAGACUCAGGCGCACCGGGGCGGCCACCGCGGCAGGUCCUCGGCCGCCGCCGCCGCGUCUUCGGCGUCCUGUUCUCGCAGGCUCGGCCGGCUGCUCAACUUUCUCUUCUACCUCGCCCUGGUGGCGGCGGCCGCCUUCUCGGGCUGGUGUGUCCAUCACGUCCUAGAGGAGGUCCAGCAGGUCCGGCGCGGCCACCAGGACUUCUCCCGUCAGAGGGAUGAGCUGGGCCAGAGCUUGCAGGGCGUCGAGCAGAAGGUGCAGUCUCUGCAAGCCACAUUUGGAACUUUCGAAUCCAUUCUGAGAAGCUCCCAACAUAAGCAGGAUCUCACAGAGAAAGCUGUAAAGCAAGGGGAGAGCGAGAUCAACCGUAUCAGUGAAGUUCUGCAGAAGCUGCAGAACGAGAUUCUCAAAGACCUGUCGGACGGGAUCCAUGUGGUGAAGGAUGCCCGGGAGCGGGACUUCACAUCUCUGGAGAACACGGUGGAGGAGCGCCUGACAGAGCUCACCAAGUCCAUCAACGACAACAUCGCCAUCUUCACUGACGUACAGAAGAGGAGCCAGAAGGACAUAAAUGAUGUCAAGAUGAAGGUUUCCUCCCUGGAAGAAUCCAAGAGGGAUCGCAGUCAGGACCUAAAAAUUCUGGAGAAAGCCAUGGAGGAGGUACAGGCCUCUGUGAAGUCCAGGGAGAGAGAUAUCGAGGCCCUGAAGAGUUCCCUUCAAACCAUGGAGUCUGAUGUCUACACAGAGGUCCGGGAACUAGUGAGCCUCAAGCAGGAGCAACAGGCAUUCAAGCAGGCAGCCGACUCAGAGCGCCUGGCUUUGCAGGCCCUCACAGAGAAGCUUCUGCAGUCUGAGGAAACCUCUUCUCGCCUACCAGAGGAUAUCAGGAGACUAGAAGAAGAGCUGCAGCAGCUGAAGGCCAGAGCGCCUGGACCAGAAGAGGCCAUUGUCUUCAAAGACUCUGAAGCCUUAGGUGAGCUCCGGAGGCAGGUGGAGGGCCUGGGCGACAGGCUUCAGUAUGUAGAGGACGGAGUCGAUUCUGUACAGGUGGCUUCUGCACGUCACACCGAGAGCCUGGAAUCGCUCCUGUCCAAGAGCCAGGAGUAUGAGCAGCGCCUGGCUCUGCUGCAGGAGCACCUGGAGAGCCUGGGGUCCUCAUCUGACCUGGCUAGCACAGUGAGGAGCCUGGGCGAUGACCAGCUGGUGCUGUCCAGAGACUUGAAGGAGCUGAAGCAAAGCAUGGAUGAGCUCCCCAGCACUGUGGAGUCAUUGCAAGAGCAGGUACGCUCACUGCUCAGCCGGGACCAAGCCCAGGACGCGGGCCUGCCUCCUCAGGACUUCCUGGACAGACUGUCCUCUCUAGACAACCUGAAAUCCUCAGUGAGCCAAGUGGAGUCAGACUUGAAAAUGCUCAGGACUGCCGUGGACAGUUUGGUUGCCUACUCUGUCAAAAUUGAGACAAAUGAGAACAGCCUGGAGUCAGCCAAGGGCCUGCUGGAUGACCUGAGGAAUGACCUGGAUAGGUUGUUUGUGAAAGUCGAGAAGAUCCAUGAAAAGAUUUAAAUGAACUGCCUGUGCAGGGCACAGAUUUAGAGUCCAGUUUCUUACGACCAAAAAGAAAAAAAAACAACAAAAAACAAAAAAACCCAAAACAUUGUUUUUUCCUAGGUGCCCCCCACCCCCUUCUCUUGCUCCUCCCCGCUCUCCCAUGGAAAGCUGCCAGCACCACUGCAUGGUGAUCUGUGCCUGGUUAAUUUAUUUGCAGUUCUUACCACACACCUUUGGUUUCUUAAUUCCUGUUUCUGCUUUUGAGUUGGCUUCCAGAAGGCCUAGCCCUAUGCAGAAAAGGUGGGGUGUGUCUUCCGUUGGGAUGAUGACAGUGGCUUUAACUGGGGAUUACCAGAAAGCAGAUUAACCUAAAAAAAAAAAAAUCCUGAAAAAAAAUGGGUGGAGGCCACUUUUCUUUUUAAUUGUCUUUAAGUAAACUUAAUUUUACUUUCUUUUUAAAUAUACUCCUGGCCAGAGUUUUUAUGAGCUGUCUCUUAUUUGCUGUCUUCCAUUUAGAACUGGUAAAAUCUCAUAGAUGUUAGUUCUGAAUGGGCAGAGGAGAAAAGCCAACCCUCCAGCCUUCUGCUUGAGGGCCACUCAGAGGCAGUCUCUUUCUGUUCCGGAGUCUAGUGCUAUAAAGAGAACUAUGCAAAUUCAGAAGGUCCUGAAUGUGAAAACACCAUACCCUGAGGCCAGUGCCCUUCUGUUCCUGGUGACCCAGCCUGUCACCACGGGAGGAGGGGUCACCAAGUAAGUUUGGAAUCUAGAGGGGUAUAAGGGAAGUCUUUGGCUUGUGAUGUCAGAGCUGUACUUUCCACAAAGAAUUCGGGCAUCUCCCUGGGUAUAUACCAGAUCUUUUUGUUUUAUCACAGUAUCCCUAAAGAGGUCUCCUGUGGCCUGGCCCCAUCUGUCAGUGAGGAUCAUGUGUGCUGCAUCCCUGUGGCUGUCCUCUCUGUGCCCUUUGAGCUGUAUUGUCUCUAAUGGCUGUCUUGCCCUUCCACUUUCCCUAGCCCACCCUCAGAAAAGAAAAAGUUUGUUAGUUUACUGUGAAAUGAACUGUAUGGCUUAUUUACAAUAUUUUUAAUUCUUAAUAAACACUUGAGCUUUGUUA